This is a messenger RNA of Prorocentrum cordatum, 1525 nucleotides long. The record is from the annotation of a GenBank genome assembly. NCBI's taxonomy places the organism in Eukaryota, Dinophyceae, Prorocentrales, Prorocentraceae.
AUGCCCGCCAUUAGCCGUGCGGUGGUGCUGCCAGAGAACUUGGGGACCUCCUUCGGGCAUGCCCACUACGCGCCAGGCUUCGCGUUCGGCGAAGCCCUGCAGCACGUCGAAAACCUGAAGGCGAACGAUCACCCGCGCAUCAACGCCAGCAGGUUGGAGACGGCGGGGCCGUGCACAAUCGCCGAUCUACCCGCGCAGUUCGGGACGGAAUGCGGCAAAAUGAUCCAGCAUUUCGAAGAUUACCUUGGCGACUACGAGGGCGAGGUUCCUCGGGACACUCUGCGCGAGCGCGCGAAGGCGCGCGACUUCGAGGGCGUGCCCGAGCCUUUCUCCUUGAAGAUGGAGCCGCCUGGCCAGUGUUCCAUGCAGGUGGUCACUGUCAGGAAACCCGACGGCAAGCACGACAUCUUGAAGGACUCGAACCUCCUGGGGGUGCUGACCAGCACAGACUCGUGCCUUCAGAUGUGUUGCGGGACUGGUCUGGGAUGGCGCUAUGGCAACCUGUUUAGGGUUGGCCGCUUGACCGCGCAGCGCGUGCUGGCGUGCUGGAGAAGCCGGGGGGGGGUCUACCAGCUGCGCUACCACACCGUGGCCCCCAAAGCCGGCAGGGGUGCUGCCAGGAAGACGGCGUGGUCUGCGGCGUACCGCUGGGUCCGCCGCAAGUGCGGCGGGCGGAUGCCGAGCCACUGUGAUCGGCAGCAGUGGCGCGACCUGAUCGCAGAGUUGCAGUGGCGAGCGCUGGCGGCCACCCAGACCAGUGAUGGCGCGCGGGAGCCCCGCCUGCAGAGCCUGCGGGCUUGCAGCGAGCGGCGCGGUGACGUCUUCAGGAGGCCCGUCGAGGCGGACUCCGUCUCCCGGAGCAGGUGCUCAUACUGCAAGCAGGUAAGAGAGUGCUGGCAGGUGCGCGACCUGCCCAGCUUCGCUCGCAGCCCGCACUGCGCAGAGUGCUGGGAGUACUACGAGGACUGGCUCUUCAGCGACCUCGCGGGCUUUGCUGGCCUCCUCCCGGAGGGGCCCCUCGUGGAGCCGCUGCAGCCCGUGGGCAUGGCGUCGGUGGCCGUCUUCCCCCCGGGCCGCAGGCCGUGCGGCAGCGACCGGAACGUCGCCAUGGUGUACGCGAUAGGGCCAAACUGCGGCGGCAGGCGCAAGAAGGGCCGCAGGGAGCAGGACGACCUGUCCAAGCAGGACUUCCUCGCCGUCCUGGAGGUGGCCGGGGGGGCCAUCGCGGCCGCCGUGGCCGCGCACAACGCGGGCGCCGAGGAGGAGCGCCUGCCGCCCAUCGACGUGCUGCGGAUGUGUCUGCUGAGCGGCGGCGUGUACAAGCACCCCGGCGCCUCCAAGGUGGAGGUCGCGUCCAGCCUCAUCGCGGGCCGGGCUCGGGCGGCCCGCAGCCGACGGCCCUCGGCACUGGCGCGGGCCGGCCAGGGCCGUCCACGGCAGGCGAGGCAGACGGUGCUGACCUGAAGUCGGGCCUGUCGCUCUACAGGAGGAAACUCCAGAAAUAGCCAAAAAUAGUCUGGGGACG